UCAGUUGUAUUUGCCAUUUUUUUGCUAUUCGAUUCAUUUAGGACAAAGAAAUUAAAUAUUUGUCUGUUACUUCUUCAAUUGGUCAGUCAGAGACGUACUGACGACAUUGACUAAACAGAAUUGAGAAUACUUAGAACUUGUUUACUAUUCUGUGACAGUGUAUUUGAGUGUAUCUUAUAAAAAUAUGAGUUAUUACACUGUGACUUUGUUUACGUUUAGGAAAACAAAUUCUUGUUUUUCAAUGUAAAUUAUAGCUGUAGGUUUUGUUAAAGCUACUACCCAAUAAUAGUAUGAGAUAUGAGAAUGACAUUUUUACCAGAAUAAAUUACAAUGGAAUCUAGGGAAACCUCGGAAUUGCAGCAGUUGGUGUCCAGUGAUGCAGAAAAUGAAGAUAGUAUUGUUCAAGACGAAGUGGAAGGGAAAGUCAUAUCACCCAUCAAAAGUAGCAAAAUUUCUUCGUCUGGAAACACAAGUCGUAGUUCUGUUGCCCACAGCAUAAGAAGAGGUCAAAGUGGAGUACCAACAGGUUCCAAAAUCACAUUUGUUAAUGAAAGAAAAAUUAGAGAUACUAACAGGGGAAGCGCAGUACGGCCAAGAAACACAGAUAAAGAUAAACCUCACACAGAUAUUCCACACCAUUCUUUUAUGUCUCAAGUGCCAGACGUACGACACAUGGAGAGGGCCCUCCUUGGCCUACUAGGAGACUUCCAUUCCGGCAAACUACGGGCGUUCGGAAGCGGCUGCACCAUGGAGCAGAUGACUAACAUACGAGAACAGCAGGAAAAACUGGCAAAGCUACAUUUUGACUUGGGAUCAGCGACAGUGCCCAGUCUGAAUGACGAUGACAUUCAGCGGUCUCAAAACACAAUGAGUGAACUCAUACAAAGACUAGAACAGCUUAGUGUUUCGAUUGAAGCACUGCACAAUAACAGUUCGGUCAAAUAGUGGACUUCAGGGAAAAAGUAGAAUUCUAGAAGUUUAUACAGGUUGAGAGCCCUUUCGAUAAACAUAUCAAUAGGGUAAACCCUAAAUAAUUUCAGUUGAUAGUUACUGAAGCAAAUUAUGGAUCAGUAAGUUGAAUGUUGUAUCUAUUUCCAUGAAGAUAUUCUAAUUUUAAUGUAUCAUUUAAUUUAUGUGGUGGACAAGUAUUCUUUAGAAUAUUCUAUAUGCCAAUAAUCAGCCCCAAAAAUGUUCAAGUAUCUUGCCAUGAUUCGUACUACUAGCCCAUGUUUCUCUAUUCAGGAUAUUUAGGCAAAUUUUUGUGAUAUUAUAUUUUGAUAAUUGUAAGUUGUUGAUUUUGAAGUUUAUUGAAAAUGUGUUUUAAAAUAUGAAUAGGUACUGUUCAAGCAAGAUUGUAUAAGAGGUACACUGAGCUUUGAACAAUUUUUAUUGAGCUUAUUUCAUAAUUUUCUUUUAUAAUAGUGGGGACAGGGGAUUUUUGUGUUCUGUAAUAAAAUAAUUUUUAUAUAUAAAUAUGUAUAUUUGGUGAAAUAAAUAGAUAAUAAAUCAAA
Leptinotarsa decemlineata (Colorado potato beetle) is the source of this 1511-nucleotide messenger RNA. RefSeq lists its product as uncharacterized. NCBI's taxonomy places the organism in Eukaryota, Metazoa, Arthropoda, Insecta, Coleoptera, Chrysomelidae. The record is from RefSeq and is a predicted model, not a curated record.